AUGCACACCACAAAUGCAAGAGUCGAGAAAGAUAGUCUCGGCCAAGUCGAGCUGCCACCUAAGGUACUCUACGGCAUCAACACCUAUCGGUCGCUUGAGAAUUUCACGCUCUCCGGUCGAACUAUCACAACAUGGCCGGAGUUCAUCUAUGCGUUCGCCACAAUAAAGCAAGCGGCAGCCCGGGCAAACGGUGAAAUAGGUGACCUGACAGCAGGGCAGGCAGAUGCGAUUUAUGCGGCUUGUGAGGAAAUCAAGCUCGGCAAACACGAUGCACAUCUUGUUGUCGAUAUGCUGGAGGGCUCGGGUGGCACCUCAACAAAUAUGAAUAUGAACGAGGUGAUUGCGAACAUUGCGGCAAAGCGCUCUGGUCGAGCGCUCUCUGAUUACGGCUUUAUCCACCCGAAUGAUCAUGUCAACUUGGGGCAGUCCACUAACGAUGUGGUCCCGACUGCCAUGAAGCUGGCCGUCUAUCAUGCAAUGGCAGAAGCUCUGCGCACCCUCCGACAGCUAGCUGACGCAUUCUCGACGAAGCGUGAGGAGUAUAGCUCGCUUCUUCGUCUCGGGAGGACCUGUCUCCAAGAUGCGCAGCCGAUGACUCUCGGCCAAGCAUUCGGAGGCUACGAGGCGGCUGUCCGGCGACACACAGACCAGCUUGACACAAUCCGCAAGCAAUUCCUGACAGUUCCCCUAGGAGGAACAGCCAUAGGGACAGGAUUCGGGUCCUCGACUGGGUACAAAGCUGCUGUAUUCCGGCACAUGUCCCUCUUAUUCGACACCAAGAUCCAGCCGAGUAACAACGCAUUUGACGGUAUGCAAAACAUGGACACUUGUGCCCGUCUUUCAGGAGAGUUGCGAAACACCGCCAACACUUUAUGGAAAAUCGCCAACGACCUCAUCAUCCUAUCCUCUGGUCCUAGCGGUGGCAUUAACGAGGUCACUCUGCCUUCCGUCCAGGCCGGAUCCUCAAUCAUGCCCGGAAAAGUCAACCCAGUCAUCCCCAUCGCGGUCUGCCAAGUUGCGUUUGCCAUCGCCGGCAACGAUACCGCGGUUGCAAUGGCAUGCCAGCAAGGCAUGCUCGAAAUCAAUCACUUUGAGCUGCUUGUGUGUGACCGCCUCCUGGACAGCAUCCAUUUACUCGCUCGCGCUGCUGGCAUCUUCAGUCGUCGGUGCAUCGAAGGCUUAACUGCAAAUGAAGACGUCUCGCGUAUGCAUUUGCGUGCGUCUAGCGCGUUGGCUACUGCGCUGGUGCCGACUCUCGGCUAUGCGCAGACUUCGACCAUCGUCCGCGCGGCUCUCGCAGACAGAAGGCCUUUCCUGGAUGUCGUGGUUGAGAAAGGGUUACUUACAGAAGAGGAGAUCAUGUCGGCUAUUGAACUCUCCGUCCAUCAGGAUAACGAUUCAACGCAGAGGAAGAAAUAA
Molecule: messenger RNA, 1419 nt
Organism: Aspergillus nomiae NRRL 13137
Lineage: Eukaryota; Fungi; Ascomycota; Eurotiomycetes; Eurotiales; Aspergillaceae
Product: aspartate ammonia-lyase
Exons: 1
Coding region: 1-1419 (472 amino acids)
Biological process (GO): aspartate metabolic process; tricarboxylic acid cycle
Cellular component (GO): cytosol
Molecular function (GO): aspartate ammonia-lyase activity
Source: RefSeq, a predicted model, not a curated record